AUGUCGCCCGUGACUUAUAAAUUGGCUAGUGAAAAGACAAAGGAGACACAACAUAUCUCCGAUAUUUCUGUUGGGAAGAAGAUCCCAUUGGGGAAAUACCUUUUCCAACGAGUGUUGAGUGCCGGUACAAAGUCCAUAUUUGGUGUCCCUGGUGACUUCAAUUUACCUCUGUUGGAGCAUCUCUACGAAAGAGAUCUGGUUGAACAAGGUUUGAGAUGGAUUGGGACCUGUAACGAAUUGAACGCUGCUUAUGCAGCAGAUGGGUUUUCUAGGUACUCGAAUAAAAUUGGAUGUUUGAUUACCACUUACGGUGUUGGUGAAUUAAGUGCCCUGAAUGGUGUUGCUGGGGCAUUUGCAGAAAAUGUUAAAAUGUUGCAUAUUGUGGGUGUAGCUAAAUCAUCUGCGAAACACGAAAACAAGAAUAUCCACCAUCUCAUCCCCAAUUUGCACGAUUCAAAUUUUAAACGGCCCAACCACAAAGUAUACUAUGAAAUGGUAAAGGAUAGAGUUUGUUGUAGUGCUGAGUAUUUGGAAAACAUAGACCAAGCUUGCGAUCAAAUCGACAAAGUUAUCAGAGACAUCUAUAGGUACUCAAAGCCAGGCUAUAUUUUUAUCCCUGUCGAUUUUGUCAAUGAGCUCGUGGAGACUACCAACUUGCUGGUAACACCAGUGAUUGACUUGGAGUCCUCCUUGGCAAGGCCCGACGAAGUGACAGUGAUCGAAGUUGCACAAAUGAUAGCAGACUGGAUUUAUCAGAGUGGGAACCCUGGUUUAGUCGGCGAUGUCCUCACUGAUCGGUACGAUGCGACAAAGAUGCUCAACGAUUUUAUUCAACUGACAAAGAUGUGGAACUUUACCACAGUUAAUGGUAAGUCCAUUAUCGAUGAGUCAAACCCAUGGUAUAUGGGCCUUUACAACGGUGACGAAGGGGUCAGCACGGUGAUUGAUCGGUUCCACAAAUGUGACCUUGUUUUAAAUUUUGGGUUAGAUAUCAACGAAAUUAACCAUGGUCACUACACAUUCAAGUAUAAGCCAAACAGUAAGAUCGUCGAGUUGCAUCCAACAUACGUCAGGUUUUUGGAUACAGAGUAUGGUACCGAAAGAUUGUUCAAAGGUCUUAACUUCGUAUUUGUGCUGAAAGAAUUGAUUAACCGGAUAAACCCAAAGGAAUGUAUGUUCUCCUAUGACCUAUCAGUGAGAAAAUUCUGCAGCGAGGAAAUAAAAACUCCAGAAGACGGUAAUGAUGACGCUGAGGCCAGCACAAUCACCCAGAACAAACUAUCCAAAAUGAUCCCAGACUAUUUAAACCCUGGUGAUAUCGUGGUAUGUGAGACGGGAUCCUUUCAAUUUGCCAUGAGGGAUAUUGUAUUACCUCCACAAGUCAAAUACAUGUCGCAGGGAUUCUUUUUAUCCAUUGGUACCGCUUUACCAGCGGCAGUUGGGGUAGGUAUUGCGUUACAGGAUUAUCCAAACCAACAUAUAAACAACUUUGGUGCAGUUGAUCACAAUUACAAACCUAGACUAAUCCUGUUGGAAGGUGACGGUGCUGCACAGAUGACAGUGCAAGAACUAACCUCUAUGAUCAGAUUUCAGAUCCCGAUCGAAAUCAUGUUAUGGAAUAACAAUGGGUACACGGUAGAAAGGGCAAUCUUGGGUCCCACCAGAUCAUACAACGACAUCAUGCCUUGGGACUGGACAAAGUUGUUUGCUGCUUUUGGUGACUUCGAGGGUAAGUACACGAGAAGCACCGCAAUCGAAACGACUUCAAAACUGCUUUUGAAGUUGAACCAGUUGAAGAACGAGGGAAACCGCGAUAUUAUUGAAAUGGUCGAAGUGAAGCUGGGUGUGAUGGAUUACCCACACCAGCUCAAACACAUGGUUGAGGCCGCAAAAGUGAGGCAAGUAAGGCAAUGA
Messenger RNA from Huiozyma naganishii CBS 8797, 1914 nucleotides. It is a transcript of the gene ARO10, whose product is annotated as phenylpyruvate decarboxylase ARO10. Gene Ontology annotation, molecular function: carboxy-lyase activity; magnesium ion binding; thiamine pyrophosphate binding. The transcript has a single exon. Bases 1 to 1914 code for a protein of 637 amino acids. NCBI's taxonomy places the organism in Eukaryota, Fungi, Ascomycota, Saccharomycetes, Saccharomycetales, Saccharomycetaceae. The record is from RefSeq and is a predicted model, not a curated record.